Messenger RNA from Drosophila arizonae, 5598 nucleotides. RefSeq names its product Anaplastic lymphoma kinase (gene Alk). Gene Ontology annotation, cellular component: signaling receptor complex; plasma membrane. Lineage: Eukaryota; Metazoa; Arthropoda; Insecta; Diptera; Drosophilidae. Gene Ontology annotation, molecular function: ATP binding; transmembrane receptor protein tyrosine kinase activity; protein binding. The record is from RefSeq and is a predicted model, not a curated record. Gene Ontology annotation, biological process: multicellular organism development; protein phosphorylation; positive regulation of kinase activity.
AUGCCACGCCCACUGGUGGUCAGCCUGCURUGGCUGCUGCUGCUGCUGGGCGGGCCGUCGGCGUGGGCGCAGCGACCGCUGCUGAAUCACACCUUCAACUCGCUGCCCAUGUCGCAGCACCAGAGCAACAGCUACAACAACUACAACAACUAUCAGGGCUCAGGCAAGCAGCUGCGCAACGGCCGACUGCACGAGCAGCCGCAGCCGCUGCCGCUGCCGACGCUGCCGGGACUGGCCCAGCCCGUCCAUGUCUACGACGACUACGAGGGUGAAGCCAGUGCGGGCACCUUUGGCUCGCGUCCUCCGCCCGGCAGCCGGCGCGACACGCGUCGCCGCCAGAAUCUGUCGCAUGUGGGCGCCGGCGGGCUGCCACGCCCCGAGCGCGGCAAUGGGCAGCGCGGCAUAGAGUCGCUGCGCAAGGAGCUGAUGAAGCCGUCGGUGGGCGGACCCGGCGGCGGUAUCAGCGGCAAGAGCACCGGCUACGCCUCCUACUCGGCCACCUCGUCCAUUGGCAAGAUCGAUGGCCUGGGCGGCGUGGGCUCCGCCGAUCGCUAUGGGGAGCGACUGCGCCAGCCCCCCGGAGGAGUGAGCGGAGCAGCCGCCAUGACUGCUGGACCCUAUUCCACACGAGUUCCGCCGUUGUACGCGGGCAUGGACAGCCAGCCGAUGCGCACGUACCCGCGCAAGAACUCCAUCAGCGAGCUGCUCAAGCUGAAGAAGAGCUUCAACCAGGCGGACGAGCCGGUGCGCAGUGUCACCGAUGGCAACAUGGAUGGCGACCCCGACGGCGAUAUGGAUCAGAUCGACCCCAUACAGCAGAUCAAGGAACGCAUACGAGACACAGCACCCAAGCCGAACACCUAUGCUCCACACACGGAGUCCACGCCCUCGACGGAAAUCGAGGAUUUGCUGGGCGUCAAGUGCAACUUCGAGACGCCCUGCGCCUGGGAGUGGACCGAGAACCUGUCCGAUGGCUUCCAGGUGAUCAGCGGCACGGAGCUGGCCAAGAAGAACUUGACUGGCCUGAUGCCGGGUCCAGUGGCCGACAGCAUAGACGAUGCCAAUGGCCACUUCCUGUACGCCCGGGUGCUGCCGAGCACCCGCCAGCUGAACCUGACCUCGCCUUCGUUUAGCACCACGCUGGAGCGCUGCUUCCUGGAGGUCUACAUGCACCAGAGCGACAUGAGCCACGGACUGUCGCGGGUGGUUGUGGAGCCGCUGCAUCCGCAGGAGAGCAGCUGGGUGCCCGCCGAGAUACAGGGCGACAACUUCCGCCAGUGGACGCACAAGCUGUUCCGGCUGGGUCGCAUUUCGCGCGACUUUCGCAUCAAGUUCGAGGUUGUGCCCGAGCUGAAGCCGGGCCAGAAGGCGCAUGUGGCRCUGGACAAUCUGCGCAUGGUCAACUGCUUCCCAGAGGGCACCAAGUCGGAGAAGUGCAGCACCUCCCAGGUCAAGUGCAUGAUGAACAAGGUGCCCGUCUGCAUACCCCUGCCGCGCAUCUGCGACAUUACGCGCGACUGCGACGACGCCGAGGACGAGCUGCAGUCAUGUGACAAGAUACCCUACGGCGGCCGCUGCGACUUCGAGGAGGACUGGUGCGGCUGGCGGGACUCGGGCAAGACCACAUUGACCUGGUCACGGCACACUGGCUCCUCGCCCACCCACGACACGGGCCCCGACGGCGACCACACCCAGCAGCAUCUGCUGAACACCACCGGCGGCUACUAUAUGCUCGUCAACAUGAACCAGCACAUCAACAACUCUGAUAAGAGCUCCAUUAUCGGCUUUGCCAGCAAUGCGAUCAUGCUCAGCAAGACCUUCAAUCCGCCGCCCUCGGUGCAUGGCAACUCGGACUCGCCCUAUCGCAACUCGUGCGUGGUGCGCUUCUACAUACACCAGUUCGGCAAGAAUCCGGGCAGCAUCAAUCUCUCCGUGGUCGAAAUGAAGGAGAAGGAGAACAUCACCACCACGCUCUGGUGGAGCACCAAGAACCAGGGCAGCGACUGGCUGCGCGCCGAGUACGUCCUGCCCAACAUUACGGCCAAAUACUAUCUGCAAUUCGAGGCACGCAUGGGCAUGCGCAUCUUCUCGGAUGUGGCUGUCGAUGACUUUUCGCUCAGUCCCGAGUGCUUUGGCCUCAACAUACCCGAGGAACAUCUCAAUGGGUACAAUUACUGGGACGUCAGGCACAAUCUAAAGAGUCCGGCGCAUCACGACUUUGAGCAUACAAACUAUUUAGAAUUAACGACGUGCGAUACGAGAGGUAUGAUAGGACCGACACAAGCGCAAUGUGAAGUCGCCUACAAGGAGCAGAACCAAAGCCAUGUGCUGCGCGAGGUGCACGUCGUGGAGGAUCAGAGCACCUACAAGGGCAUGCAGAAGUGGAAGGUGCCCAACGAGGGGCACUAUACCAUCAUUGCCAAAGGCGCCAGCGGUGGCCUGGGAUCGGGUGGCGUGGGCAGCUCGCGUGGUGCGGUGGCCGUCGCAGUGCUGGAGCUGCUCAAGAACGAGGAGCUGUACUUCCUAGUUGGCCAGCAGGGCGAGAAUGCCUGCAUCAAGUCCAUGGGCACGCACAAGGAGGCCGGCUGCGGCGCUGAGCACGAUCUGGACCUGGGCCAGUACAGCUUCCGCUCCAAGCAGGACAUGGUGAAGAACAUUUACAUUGAGAAUGGCGCUGGCGGAGGAGGCGGCGGUUCCUUUGUCUUCCUGCUCAACCAGGCCAAGAACGAGGCGGUGCCGCUGCUAGUGGCCGGCGGCGGCGGUGGCCUGGGCAUUGGCCAAUACAUCGACGAGGACUUCCAGCACGGCCAAAAGGCAAAGCCGUUGCAGGCGCCCGAGAGCGGGCAGAUCCAUGGCGAGCCGUUGAACAAGAAGACCGCCGGACCCGGCGGCGGCUGGCGCGCCAAAGAGGAUCAGGCACUGAGCCCCACCUACGGCGCGGCACUGCUGCAGGGUGGCCGUGGUGGCCACUCCUGCUACGUCGAACUGGCCGACAAUGGCACCACGGUGCACAGACACGGCCAGGGUGGCUUCGGCGGCGGCGGCGGGGGCUGCAACACCGGCGGUGGCGGUGGCGGCUACGCGGGCGGCGACGUCUACCUCAACGAGUCGAACGGCGAGGGCGGUAGCUCCUACAUCAGCAGCAGCCGCAGUCUGCGCGAUGCCAGCGAGAUCUUUGCGGGCGCCAGUAGCGGCUCAGGCGCCAUCAUUAUCAUUCCGGCCAUUGAGGGCUGCGGCUGCGACUAUCGCUGCGUUGCAUUGGACGAGUACAGGUCCAAAGUGCGCUGCAUAUGCCCGGAUGGCUGGAGCCUGAAGCGGGACAACAACACCGCCUGCGAGCGACAGGAGGAGGCGGGCAAGUCAUCCUUCCAGUACCUGGUCUCCAUCUUGAUGGUCUCCCUGGCCGUGCUCUUCAUCUGCAUUGCGGCGCUCAUCUUUAUGCUAUACAAUCGCUAUCAACGGAAAAAGCAGGCCAAGCUGCGCCACAAGAUGCUCGUGGAGCAGGACCUGCAGCUGAGUCGCCUGCGCCACAACAUCGACGACUCCAAUCUGAACAACUUCAAUCCCAACUAUGGCUGCGAUGGCAUACUCAAUGGUCACAUCGAUGUCAACAGUCUGCCGCAGGUGGCCCGCGAGAGCCUGCAGCUGGUCAAUGCACUGGGCAAGGGCGCCUUCGGCGAGGUCUACCUGGCGCUCUACCGCCAUCGGGACGGCGAUGCCGUGGAAAUGCCUGUGGCCGUGAAGACACUACGAGAGGAUCCCAAGCGCGAGAAGGAGGAGGACUUCCUCAAGGAGGCAGCCAUCAUGGCCAAGUUCAAUCAUCCGAAUAUGGUGCAUCUCAUCGGCGUCUGCUUCGAUCGCCAGCCCUACUACAUUGUGCUCGAGCUGCUCGCCGGCGGCGAUCUGCAAAAGUUUCUGCGCGAGAAUCGCAACACGCCGGAGCGGCCCUCGUUGCUGACCAUGAAGGAUCUGCUGUUCUGUGCCCUGGACGUGGCCAAGGGCUGUCGCUACAUGGAGAGCAAGCGGUUCAUUCACCGCGACAUCGCGGCGCGCAACUGCCUGCUGAGCAGCAAGGGUCCAGGUCGAGUGGUCAAGAUAGCUGACUUCGGCAUGUCCCGGGACAUCUACAGAUCGGACUACUACCGCAAGGGCGGCAAGGCGAUGCUGCCGAUUAAGUGGAUGCCGCCGGAGGCCUUCCUCGAUGGCAUCUUCACUUCGAAGACGGAUGUCUGGUCAUUUGGCAUAUUGCUCUGGGAGGUGUUCAGCCUGGGUCGCUCGCCCUAUCCCGGCCAGCACAAUACACAGGUCAUGGAGCUGGUGGUGCGCGGCGGACGUCUAGGCUCGCCCACCGAGUGCCCCGUGUCCAUAUACAAGAUCAUGGCCGACUGCUGGAAUCCCACGCCCGAGGAUCGACCCACUUUCACCAGCCUGCUGGAGCACCUAACCGCUUGCACCCAGGAUGCGAGCAUCAUGAAUGCCCCGCUGCCCAAUAUACUCGGCCCCACGGCCGCUGAGCGCGACGAGACGGUCAUCCGGCCGCCCAAUGGCGAAGAGUUUUGUCUAGCCGUGCCGGACUAUCUGGUGCCGCUGCCUGGCAACGGCGCGCCUCAUGCGCCCGGAGCAGCGGGCUCCUAUGCGCCGACCGCGCAGCGCCAGCAGAACGCCUGCACUCCGCCAGCUGUUACCUCACCUGCCGCGCCCAAGCCCGCCCUGCCGGAGCAGUUGGAGGGCGCUGGCGCCCUGGGCGGCGACUGCUGGGAGACCUCGUUCAUCUUGCCCAACUCGAAGAGCGAUCAGCCACUGCUCAGCGCCGGCGCGGUCACCACCAUAGCCAGCGGCGACUCGCAGCGGAAUCUGCAGUCGUCCGCAGUGGCCUCCGCCAUGGCCACGCCCAUUCUGCGCUCGCCCACGCACAGCGACGAGGCGAAGCUGAUUAGCUUGGAUACGCCGCAGCCGACGCCGACGACCAUACAGCCGCCGCUCUCGUUCGCCUCCCAGCUGGACGGGAUUACGCUGGAUCCGGCAGCUCUGAGCAAGAGCCUGGCCAACGGCGGGGCAGGCGGGGCAGGCGGUGCACCGGUGGCCGGUGCCGCCAACGGCAGCGCCAAGCAGUCCUAUGCCAAUGUGCAGGUGCAGCUGAAGGGCGAGCAGGAGCGGGAGUGCGCCAAGCUGAAUGGCAGCCUGCCCACGGGCAAUGGGGCGAUCAUCAAUGGGGAGACGGCGGCUGUUGUAACGGUAAACGAUACGCCCUUCACCAUACAGGGCUACGCAGAGCGCUACAAGGACAACAACAAUCAUUCCGAAAUCAGUUGUUAGGGCGAAUCCAAGCACCUAGGCACAAAGUGUUUGGGAAGAAAGCAGAAAAUAAUUAAAUAAUAAAAAGGCAGCAACGGCUUUGAGCUUUCGAUAAAUCCGUUAUCGAUUAAUUGUUGCAUCGUAUCUUGUUUUUUGGGACCCAGGUCCACUCACAAUUUGUUUGAAAGCUAAAAACGCAUGACGAAUAUUUAAAGAAAACAAAAUGAGAAACAAACACGAGUGAGAAGUUCACAAAAUUGUAUUGUAAUUUAAAAUUUAAAAUUUGUAUGCGCAAAGCACACA